UGCAGGGCCGAUGAGCCAUAGCUGAAGUGACCGCCGGAGGAGGCAGUCCGCCAUAGCGGACCUCGAGGUGGAAGAAGACGCCGCGCACCUGCAACAAGAAGACACGACGAAGAAGAUAGAAGAAGAGAUGGCUAGAGAGAAGGAGAGGAUACAGAAACAGGAGGAAGCAAAGUUGAAGGAGGUGGAAGAAGAAGAGGAGGAAGAUGAUCAGCCACUGGAGAGGAGAAGAGAACAGCGAGGGCAGUACAGUGGCAGCAAAGAUGAUGAGAUGGAGAAGCGGAUCUCAGAGUGGGUCGCCAGCUUGUCCCUGGGAGAAGAAGAAGAGGUAGCCAUGUAUAUCCCCAAGGACGAGCAGGAAGCCGCUAUGAAGGAGUGGGAAGCAGAAAGGGAUGCUGUGAGGCGGCAGGCAAUGGAGGAUGAAACGAGGAUGGAGUGGAAGCUGAGAGUGAUGAGGGAAAAGAAGAGGAAAGUGGACGCGGCGAUUGACGCGGUCAAAGACCUAGGGGAGAUGCAACAACUAACCCUGAGGUUGACCCCUCAGGUAGACCUUGAGAAAAAGGUAGAACUCAUUGCCCAGACUGUCGAGCGCUUAGCCCAGAUACAAGAACAACAGUACGAUUUUAGUCGAAGUCAGGACAUGGCUGUGCGCUCCAUACGAAUGGGGUUUCGGGACUUUGCUCGCGAAUUGGUAGGAGCGAUAGGAUCCGAGGCGUACUUUCACCUAGAGAAGAAUGGGAAAGUGGAGAAGGUCCUCCACUCCCUGACUCUCCUCGUAGAAGACAACCUCCCAUUUGAUAUUGUCCUGGGAAUGGAUUGGGGAGAGGCAGCCGAGGCCACACUCCAUUUGAAGGAGCACGAGUGUAGGCUCCCUAGUUCCUCAGGCGAGGCCGAGACUGCCCGCCUGUUCCAUGUGUCAGGAGUAGAGAAUUCCUUGGCACAUUGCUGUCUUAGUGCUCCUGCGUUCACCAGGUUGGUGAAAAAGGAGAAAUUGGAGGAACAGGUUUUUGUUGCCUAUGUUAGGCUAGUGACUGAGCCUACGGAAGAAAAGUCGAUGGACCCUACAAUUGCCAAGCUGCUGGAGGAGUUCAAGGAUUUAACUGAGCCGCCGAUAGGAGUAGUACUGCGGCCCAUCCAGCACCGUAUUGAGAUCGAGCCUGACAGUGGAACUCCUAAGGGCGCUGUGUAUAGGAUGUCCCCACGGGAAUUAGAGGAGCUUCGCAAGCAGUUAGACGAGCUCCUCGAGAAGGGUUGGAUUAGGCCCAGUUCGUCUCUGUUUGGAGCGCCUGUUCUCUUUGUCCCUAAGAAAGAGGGAGAGCUGAGGAUGUGCAUAGACUAUAGGGGUCUGAAUGCUAUUACAGUAAAAAACGCUGAGCCACUGCCUAGGAUAGACGAUCUCUUAGAUCGAGUGCAGGGGGCGAAGUAUUUUUCUAAGAUAGAUUUGAAGUUCGGAUAUCAUCAGAUAGAGGUGCAUCCUGAUGAUCAGUAUAAGACAGCCUUCCGGACUAGAUAUGGGCACUAUGAGUUCAUAGUGAUGCCCUUUGGACUAACCAAUGCGCCGGCUACGUUCCAGCGAUGUAUGAACGAUUUGUGUAGGCCGUGGUUAGACAGAUUUGUUGUAGUUUAUCUAGAUGACAUUCUAGUAUUUAGUAGGACCCUCGAAGAGCAUCAGGGUCAUCUCAGGCAGGUCUUGGAGAAGUUGAGGGAAGCUAACUUCAAGAUCAAUGCAAAGAAGUGCGAUUGGGCAAAAACCCAAGUUUUGUACUUAGGCCACGUCUUAGACAGAGACGGCGUUAAGCCAGAAGAUAGCAAGAUCGAAGCGAUUAGAGAUCAGGGUCAUCUCAGGCAGGUCUUGGAGAAGCUGAGGGAAGCUAACUCUUUUUUGCAACGCGAGGAAUGGGAUAACAUGGUGAAGGUGUUGAUGAACGCCCACGAGUCCUUCAGGUACGCGAAGUACGAGAAGGCAAGGACCACUCGUGUGGAGGCCACGAAGGGGAGGGUUACAGCAAGGGUGGAGGAACUGCGGCGGCAGUGGCCUUCCACCGUUUGUAUGUUGCAAUUGGACGGUUGGACAGAUCGCCGCUCGAGGCCACACAUCAACGUUAUGGUCUCGUUCCCAAAAGGCGCGAUCUUUUGGAGGAGUGUGUGCAUGAGUAAUCGAGAGAACGGGGUGACAUCCUACUACGAGAUACUGAAGAGGGCGAUCAAGGAGGUUGGGCCGGAUGCGGUCGUGGGCAUCGUGAUGGACAAUGCCGCAGUGUGCGCAGCUGCAGGACGCAUGAUCGAGGCCGAGUUCCCGCAUAUCUUCUCGAUUGGUUGCACUGCGUACAACAUCGACUUGAUGCUGGAGGCUUUCACGAAGAUCGGAUGGGUUGAUGCUGCAAUCAAGCGUGCGGUGGAAGUUGCGAAGUACUUCACGAAUCAUACACGGGUAAUGGAGACCUCGAAGGGCUUGCUCGGUCUCCUGAAGUUUGUGGAUGGCGACGGCCCCACAAUCAGCAAGAUCUAUGGCCGCAUGGACAACUUGGUGGAGAAACUCAGAGAGAACGAGGUCUUCACAGAAAUGGAGAAGGACGAGUUGGAGGCGAUCAUAAUGCGGCGCUGGAAUGCCAUGACAUCACCACUGCAUUGUGCAGCAAUGUUUUUGGACCCUGAGUUGAAAGCCAGCAAGCCGGAGCAAGAUCUGGAGGUUGCAGACGGGUUCUGGACGUGGGUAUACUCUUGGUGCAAGCGGCCGAUGUACAAGACGGUGGACGAGGAGGUCAACAAUUGGAUCGACGGUGUCGGGAAGUUCAGGUCCGAGAAGGCAAUUGAGGAAGCACGUGGGACGCAGCCUGCACGAUGGUGGAGAAAGUGGUGCAGCGAGCUGCCCCAUCUCCAAAGGCAAGCAAUCCGUUUGCUUAGCCAGGGGUCCUCCUCCUCCAGCUGUGAAAGAAACUGGAGCCUCUUCGAGCGCAUCCAUUCCCGCCCACGAAACGAGCUUGAAUCAGUCAAGCUCAGCACCUUGGUCUAUAACAGAUGGAAUCAGCAUCUGUUGAAGCAGUUGACCAAGAAGCCGAAGGCCGGCGAGGAUGACCUUUUGUGGGAGGAGAAUUUGGACCUCGAAAAGAAGGAGGUCGCUGCGGAUGCUGCAAUGCGCGUGGACGAAUGGCGCUCGCGUGUUCGCGAGCUGAAUGAGGGGUGGGAGGACAGUGACGAUGAUGAUGCUGAGGAGGAUGACGACGAUGAGGAUGCUGUCGAAGAGGAGGAGGAGAGAGAGAGAGGUACGGGGCAAAUGGUACGCACACGGAUUGAGAGCGAUCUCUUGGAGCUUGAGACACAGCUCAACGAGUCGUGGCAGAAAUCGACAAAGGCGUCGAAGUACUUGGCUCGGCUGCAUUUGGGGGAGUUGCAGCAGGCCAUGAAGACCAUGGGCGAUCCGCAUGCCGAUAAAUAUAUGGCUUCCCGUCCGAAGGCAUCUGCGUUGUCACCACAAACCGUCAAACGUGGACCGGGAAGACCUCAGAAGGUCGUGGAGGAAGCUGCUGCAAUGGAGGAGAGUGGUGGGGGGAAGGAGACUGCUGAGGAGGGGGGGGCAACAGCAAAACGACCACCAGGCAAACCACGAAAGGCCGUGGAGGAGACCAGUGCAACGGAGGAAAGUGGCAGGGCGGACGACAAUGCAGCGGAAGAGGAAGACUGCGAUUCUGAUGAACAGCCUCUUCAUUGCGGAAAGUGACGCAGGCAUUCAAACCAUUAAGGGGUAGUGGGGGCUGGAGCUGGUGUGCAGCAGUGUUUUUAACAGGACCGGUAGAUCUGUUGAUUCUGUUGUUGAACUUGUCGGUAACGCGAAUUUUGAGAACAGUUGAAGAUGUUAAAUGUUUGUUAAUCAUUUAUGAAAUUCAUUUUUGAAAUUGUGUAGUCCCGUGUGUGUGUGUUUGUGUGUGCAUGCGAGUCCGAAAUUCGUUUCUGAAAUUGUGCAGUCCCGUGUGUGUGUCUCUGUGUGCAUGCGAGUCCGCCGAAGUCCACUCAAAUGUCAAAUACUCAGCAGCAAACUCUUCAGCAACCAUAGAUGGAAACCAAUCAACAUGUUUCCAUGUG
This is a messenger RNA of Chara braunii, 4077 nucleotides long. The record is from the annotation of a GenBank genome assembly. Lineage: Eukaryota; Viridiplantae; Streptophyta; Charophyceae; Charales; Characeae.